AUGUCUACCACGGCAGGAUCCAAGCCCGCCCAUGACUGGAGCGCGGCGCAGUACCUCAAAUUUGAAGAUGAAAGAACCCAGCCAGCGCGCGACCUUCUUGCUCGGGUGCCUCUCCAAGCCCCUAAGACUGUAAUCGACCUCGGCUGCGGGCCGGGCAACUCGACCGCGGUCCUGGAGUGCCGCUACCCCAGCGCGCAUCUUGUGGGGAUGGACUCAUCCCCAGACAUGAUCCGCAAAGCUAAGAAGGCACUCCCACACCGUGAGUUCACCGUCGAAGAUUUGAAGUCGUAUUCACCGCAAGGCCCUGUCGACCUGUUCUUUUCCAACGCCGUCUUUCAAUGGCUCGGCAGAGAUGAGCGAUUCACCAUCGUCAAGAAGUUGAUGGAAACCCAACCUUCUGGGGGCGUGUUCGCUCUUCAAGUUCCCGACAAUCUUAUGGAGCCAUCCCAUGUUCUGAUGCGGGAAACUGCGCGCAAUGGACCUUGGGCAGCGACUCUCGAAAACAUUGGCCGAGAUACCUUUCAGACGCCGCAGGAGAUUUAUGACCUGCUCAAGCCGGUUUCUUCGAGAGUGGAUAUUUUCCGUACCAGCUAUUAUCACAGUCUUGAAAACCAUGAGGCUAUUGUUGAAUGGGUUAAAGGCACUGGGCUAAGGCCUUACUUGGAUCCUUUAUCACCUCAAGAGACGGAGGGGUUCCUGCGCGAGUACUUGAAGCGCUUGGAGAAAGCCUAUCCAUCGACAUGUGAUGGCCGAGUUUUACUUCCAUACCCGCGGCUCUUUGUAAUUGCGGUCAAAAAAUAG
Penicillium canariense is the source of this 801-nucleotide messenger RNA. Its product is annotated as Trans-aconitate 2-methyltransferase. Gene Ontology annotation, molecular function: trans-aconitate 2-methyltransferase activity. The transcript has a single exon. Lineage: Eukaryota; Fungi; Ascomycota; Eurotiomycetes; Eurotiales; Aspergillaceae. The coding region runs from base 1 to 801 and encodes 266 amino acids. The record is from RefSeq and is a predicted model, not a curated record.